Molecule: messenger RNA, 4217 nt
Organism: Rhagoletis zephyria (snowberry fruit fly)
Lineage: Eukaryota; Metazoa; Arthropoda; Insecta; Diptera; Tephritidae
Gene: Pcl
Product: polycomb protein Pcl
Source: RefSeq, a predicted model, not a curated record
AUGGGCUUUUUGUAUUNAACCACAACUGCUGCAACAACACCAGUUGCUCACACAUUUUCGAUGGCUACGCAUGCUCCACAACAGCCAUCGCCCAUUAUACCAGCUAUACAUCACAAAGUGUUGCUGGAUUCAGUUAGUAGCGGUGGCGCCGGGGGAGUUCUAAAUACCGAUUCUUAUACCAGCCAAGAUUCUACUUUGGUAAUAGACGAACCCGACUCAACUACCACAACACCCCAUACUCCACCGACUACGCCAGAAAAUAAUUCACCUCCGUCACCGCCAACGAAUUUGGCAUCUACAAGAUCAGCAGUAGUCCCACAAUCAAUAUUAGCUCAAAAUAUAAUUGGAGAAACAGUCGUUUCUGGAAAAGAGAACUAUUCUGCAGCUCAAACAACAGUUUGUGUGUCCUCAUUUAAGGCGUCAAUAAAUAAAGCACAACACAAAAUUUCAACUUGUACAUCCGGUCAAUCUAUUACUACAAUAUUACUUGACGAUGAAAGCGACUAUAUAAAAAGCGGCUUGGAAAAGGAUGCAGAUUCUGGAAGAGGUGGGACUGCUGGAAACACUCUGAACGAAAGUGUUAUGGAAAUAGAAGAUAAUGAGGUGGAUGAAAUAUCAACACAGGAUACUGUAAGCAUGAUGAACAAUACCAAAUCUGGAGACAUCGCGGAUCUACGUCCAAUACACGAAGAGCUUGGUAUUGCCCAGUUGGACGAAUCCAAAGGAGAAACCGUUAUGCAAGAAUCGCAGUUAGAUUCUCCCCCAUCGCCCACACCAGGAAAACCCGUUGAAAUAAUAUCAAAUGAAACUUCCUUAUCAGUUACAAUCCUCACUCCACCAACGCCCACAAGUUCAUCACCAACCUCAGACGAUGAGCUGAAAAGUAUAAGCUCUAAAGAGAUCAGUUUCGCCAUGGGUGAGGAUGUGUUUAUUCGCAAAGAAGAUAGUCGCCAGUAUCUUGGCACAGUGAUCGGAAGUAGCGCUGGUGGUGGACUGAACAAGCCACAAUAUAUUCAGUAUUUGAUCCGCUUUGAUGAUAACUCAGAGUUAUGGUGCGGCAUUGAGGACAUGAGGCGGUUUGGCGGUAGUAGUGGAAGCGGUAACGCGCAAAUGUGUGUAGCUUGUAAGCGCCCUCAAGUACAAGACGUGGUGGAAACUUGUGAAGAUUGUAGGCGUGGUUACCACCGGGGCUGCACCAGAGAAACAAAACCGGGCAGUGGUGUAUGGUGGUGUUUACGAUGCAGCAAGCCCAUGAAGAACCCAAUACACGAAGCCCACAAGGCUGCUGGCAAGCCAUUAUUGCAGCACAACAGGAGUUAUAAGAACACUGGUGAUAUUUCCAAGACAUUGGCUUCUCAAAAACUGAAAACUCCAGCAGAUGUUUAUGAAUUUCACAUUGAGGAUAGCGAGACAUUUACUUCAGAUGAUGAAAUUCCUAUAAAACAUAUUAUGGAAAAAGCACGAAAAAGUAGGGACCCAACUCAAAACUCCAAUGCCAUUAGUAUCAGGCCGAAGUCAAUCAAGAAGCGCAACAAUUUCGAUGAUAUGUUAUGUGAAGAAAUUGUGUCUCUGGAUGACGAGAACGCAAAUGAUGCAAACAGUGUCAAUAAAAUGCCAGUGUCCUCCCUAAUGGAUAAAGUUAAAGAAAAAGGCCUGCAAAAUGGCAUGUCAUCUAAACCAUCUAAAUGUGCUACUAGUCUUAACCAAGGCAAAGAAAGAAUUGAUACUGGUGGGAUAAUCCAUGAUAGUGUUCUUGUACCUCAAACAGUUGACCACAAAAGUACUUCAUCUGUUUUCAUAAAAGAGUCAUCAGUAACAACAGAGCGCAGCAGUCGUAAGCGCAAGGCAUUCACAUUAUCAAAUUCCUACAAGGAGGUUGCCGCUGAAGCAGCAUCAAAGCGCUACGAUAGCAGUCGCAUCUGUGACUCCUCUUCUGAUGAAAACUCGUCAAGUAGCCGCGGUACUUCCCUGGAUGUCAUCAUACCGCCGCCGAAAAACUUUCUUGGACUUAAUAAUCCCUUUCGAAUGGUUACACCUAAGAAGAACUCGUCCGCAACACAUGCAGGCGGUGGUGUCAAAAGCUUACUAAACUUCAAUUGCAAUGGCACAAUGAUUAAAAGCAGUAUUUUUAAUACAACAGCCUUGGAUUUCAGCUCCAAGUUGGCAGCGCUUAAAAGCGCUGGCAUGUUCCCAAACCUUAGUACAAGUAAUUUAGCCAAGGCUGCCGGCCAGCCCCGGACAGUGCGCACGAUCAAGAGAAGACUGAGUGCCAAAGAUAUAACAAUCGGCCCAAACCAAGAGGUGCGUAGAAGAAGAACUCGUCGCCUAUCCUCCAAUGUAGAGGUUAUUAGUACAACCACAAUCAAUCCCAUUCCCAGCAAUUUCUUCCCAAUACAUGCCAAAGAUUUGCUUUCUACACAUACACAUCUCAUCACGAGCGGCUCUAAGAAUAUGUCAUUACAAAGCAAACAACAAAAAGCAGCCGCAUCCGUAUUCGUUUCUUCAACAUCCUCGUCCGCGUCGGCCUCGGCGUCUUCAUCACCACCUGGUUCAGUGACUUCAAGUGUGGAAUCGCAAGUGGAAGUUUUACCACCAUGUAAACCGUCGCACGGACGACGUUUAAGGCAGCGCCCACAAAAGAAUUCUCCUGUCAACAGUCGCCGCAGUUCAAUCUCAAGCGCAAGCACGGCUUCUUCGACUAACUCCUCCAGCAACAUUACAUUAGCUGCAUUGCAGCAACAACAGCAAGCAAUACGUACCAGUGGUAAUACAAAUACGGGCAGUGCAAAUGCGACUAGUAUGCAAGAUCUGAAACAAUCAGUUAAAGAAUAUUUCGGUGGAGUAAUGAACCGUAUCGAAUCUGGCGAGCAGUUUUGCAUCCGUGCUAAAAGACAAUUGGCAAGUGGACAGAUGCAAUAUCUGAUUGAAUGGGGGGAUGUUACUGGGGCAUUGCAGCAACCACAAACAACACCGACAUCCAGCACAACAACAGCGUCGUCGGCAUCUGCAACUGCAACAGGAGAAGUCAAUCAAUAGAGAAUCAGUGCUUUUUACUGGGGCGUUAAAUUGGUUUUAAAUCCCUAAAUUUCGGGUUACGUCUUCGGCAUGUAAUUGUGGAUUUGCAAAUUGUAAGUAUAGCGUUACAAUAUAUUUAAGUUUUUAAAUUUAUUUAUAUUUAGUAAAGUUAAGCCGUUUUCAUUGUGGAUAGUUAAGGGGAUUCGGCAGUUAACUGUAGAUUUUCAAGAUAAAAAUGGUAAGUUAGGUGCCGAUUGUGAGUUAACUCUUAACUAUGUAUGCCCUAAAUCGCGUUAAUUGGCUGUUAUUUUAUUUCCAGUUUUAAAAAUACAUUAGCAAAUCAAUUUGCAAAAAAAAAAAAAAAAUUAUUUAAAAUGUUUUCUAUGGUUUUCUUAGGAGGAAGAAGUAACUUGAUUUGCGAUUUUAGAAUUUAUUAUUUAUUGUUUGGAAUCAACGACAGUGGUAUUUUUUUUAAUUCAAGUCCUUUUCAUUUUAUUUGUUUGCCUGAUCAUUAUUUACUGCCUUAAUUAUAAAUCAUCUAUUCUUGAAAUUUUUCUUAACAAAAUACAGGUUUGAACGUGCAAUGGCUGAAUUAGUUAUAAACCCAUACAAGUAUAAACUAUCAUAUGUAUAUAAAUGUGAAGGUGAAUAUUGCAAGAUUUAAGUUACUGUUCACUGCUGUGUUACUGCAAGAUUGAAAUGCAAUUCUUCAAAGCUCAAAUGACCCCUAAAAGAUAUAUGUAUGUAUGUAUGUAUGCCAAGUUAACACCUGUUAAUCAUAUAAAAACUGUACUGAAUAUACUAAAAACUGAGGUUAAGAAGUUGUGGGGAAUUCAUUUAGAUUUAUAAUUAAAAUAACGGCUUGGUAAACCCCUAGCCGAUUCCAUUUGCAUAGCACACAAAAUAAAUCGCAGAAAAAUUUCCUUAUUACAUAUGUACAUAUUUGGAAUUUCAUUGAAACUUGUAUUUUUUCUUAGACGAUUUGGAUAAAAAAGUUGCUGUUAUUUUAAAAACAGACAAUGGGUUUAAAUGGAAUUAAUAAACAAUUUUAUGAGUAUUAUAAAUACAAACAUUUUUAAUUUGAAUAAAUCAUUAAUUAAGUUCGAGUUUAGUAUAUAUUCUGUAUGUAUAUUUAUGUAAUUGAGUAAUAAUAAUAAUAAAUAUGUUUGUGUAAAAAUAUCGUCGUAAAGAAAGACUAUAAA